Molecule: messenger RNA, 3771 nt
Organism: Synchiropus splendidus (mandarinfish)
Lineage: Eukaryota; Metazoa; Chordata; Actinopteri; Syngnathiformes; Callionymidae
Product: E3 ubiquitin-protein ligase RNF34-like
Exons: 7
Coding region: 1667-2824 (385 amino acids)
Biological process (GO): proteasome-mediated ubiquitin-dependent protein catabolic process; protein K48-linked ubiquitination; negative regulation of extrinsic apoptotic signaling pathway via death domain receptors
Cellular component (GO): plasma membrane; cytoplasm
Molecular function (GO): ubiquitin protein ligase activity
Source: RefSeq, a predicted model, not a curated record
AUGCGCAGUGAACUAACGUUAGACAGGAGACUACAGCUCACGAUACAGUAAGAACACAGCUAUGGCUCGUCAUUAUACCCUGUAAGCGCUGGUGGUGAACCUGGUCCGCUGUCGAACUCUAGAGGUGGUUGCUGGCGGAGGACCGCUGCACUUAGCCGGUGGAAUGAAUACAAAUUCGCAGCCACACGACGACAGCUGAAGCUGGGAUCCGUCAGAAAACCGCACGUCGACCGAUUCGUCAUCGUACAUGAUCAUAGAACUGAUUUGGUAGGAGCUUUCCAUCAUUCCAAUCAUUAACACACCUUCGGUUUAGUUCCUGCUGGAAGCGCUACUGACUCGAAAUAUGGCGCCGUUGUGACGUCAUUAAGUUUAGUUUUCUUUGAAGGUUUUCUGCCAGAAGGAUUCCGGCUGACAGUAGUUGUUAUCAAAGAAAAAAGAAUGCAAUACGGACACGAACACAUUAUUUACUACCAUUUAAAAAAAAAAAAAAAAAAAAAACACGAGCUUGACCGAUGAAGGUCUGUUUAUGUCAUUCACCUUUUACGAGUAAAAUAAACACAACCCUUGUUACUUGUGGUUUAUUUAUUUAUUAGUUACCACAAUUAUUAUUGUUUAUUUUUAUUCUUUAUUUUAAGAUUAAGAUUGAAGUAAAAACUUGUGGAAAGAGUAUGUGAACUCGGAGUCUAUGAGAAAGUGUAAGACAAUGAACUGUAUAUUACGCGUGGAUGUAAGGAAAACACAUGCGUUUCUAAUAGUGACCGGUAGGUGGUGGUACUGCGUCACUACAACGUUUGCAGCCCGACAGUAGAACAGCGAGAAGAAGCAGGUGAGGUUCUGCUCUCGGUCGAGCUCGAGCUGCGGCUGCAUAAAGUGACGCUUCAUUCUGCGAUGAUUGUACCGUCAGCCUGGGCCGCUGAGUCCACACCGCUGCUGCAAUGAAGGUGAGUCCCGUUCGUCCGGCGUCGGUGCUGCUUCAAGCUUCAGUUACCAGCCAUGAUAAUUAGCCUCACGUAGCACGUAUCCGCGCGUGUAAACACUUGGAUUAAUAGCCAGUCAGCGAACUUGAUGUUUGUCUGGUACCGAGAUCACGGUCACUUGGAUUGAGGCGAAUCGCAACUGUCACCCUGUCAGUCACUUCCCCACCUCACUGUCACAUUAGCUGCUGGCGGUUGACAGUCAGUCGCCUGUUUUUCCUGUCUGCUUGCUUUAUUCUUCAUCGUGUUAACUGUGGCCGAAGGCUUUUAGUCAUCUCAUCUAUUAUUAAGCGGCGUCCAUAUGUGCUCUCAUGACGCGCUGUAGCUCUGUGGUUACCAUGGUAAUCGCAGGGUUAAGUCUUGCUGUGAUUUCUGGAACAUCAGAUAUUGACGCCAUUGUAGGAUUCCAACUCUUCGGUGGAAGUGGAUGUAGGUAAGUAAAAGCCAGCAGAAGAUAAAAGUGACUUUAGCUCUCUAUGAUGAAUUUUAAUCUGUAGAUUGUUUACAAGUUAUUACAAGUCCAUUUGAUAUUUAUGUAAGUUAUCUUUGCAUAACAAUUAUUCUUUUAUCGAAAUAGUCUGUAAGACAAUCCUGAUGUUACUGAUGUGCCAGUGCUUUGUCAUAAUAAUAGUAUGCUGCAGACAAGCAAAAAUCUCCCCCUUGCGCGAUGAAUAAAGGCAAUCUUCUCUAAAAUGAACUGUCUUGUUUGUCAUCCUCAGGCAGGGGCCUCGUCCGUGUGGGCUUCAUGUUGUGGUUUGCUGAAUGAGGUCAUGGGUACUGGGGCUGUCAGAGGCCAGCACCCUGGUUUUGGGGCCAGUGCUGGGCCAUUCAGGUUUGCCCCCAGUGCAGGAUACUCCACUUACCCCCCAUCCAGCUCAGGGAGUCCCGGUUUAGUCUGCAAGUCUUGUGGCCAGGCUUUCUCGGUCUUCAGAAGGAAGUAUAUCUGCCGAGACUGCAAGAAGAACUUCUGCUCACUGUGCUCAGUGCUGCAGGAGAAUCUUCGCAUUUGCGCCACGUGUCAUCUGUUGAAGGCGACGGCGUUCCAGAGGCCGCGGCUCAUGCGCCUACGAGUCCGAGACCUGAGGCAGUACUUGCUUCUCCACAACAUUCCCUCGGACACAUGCAGGGAAAAGGAAGACCUAGUGGAGCUGGUGCUGUGCCACCAAGGCAUUGAAGAAGAGGAGGACCAGGACACGGGCAGCUUCCACUCACGUUCCAUCUACUCCCCGACGGCGUCCACCACGCAGUCGGCAUCGGAGCUGUCAACUUUUGCCGUCUCUCAGGAGGAGCCGCUCAGCCGAAGUGAUAGUUCUGAUACCAACCAGGAUUCCGGCGAUGCCACGUCCGUGUCUCUCCUCAACCUGGACCCCAGUGACCACACGCCAGAGGCGAGUCCUCAGACGCGGCGUCGCACCCGAGCUUCUCUCUCCGAUAUCUCCAGCUUGAGGGACAUCGAGGAUCUGUCCGUCAGACAGCUGAAAGAAAUCCUGGUCAGGAAUUUCGUCAACUACUCGGGCUGCUGUGAGAAGUGGGAGCUGGUGGAGCGAGUGAGCAGACUUUACAGAGAGACCGAAGAGAACAGGAAGUCGGUGAAAAAUGUGAGCAGCUCUGUAACCGCAGUUGUGGCCUUUCCUCCUCCAAUCCGCAACGGUGCUAUUCCAGAUGGCGAGAGGGGACCUCUGACGAUCCAGGACGACAACCUCUGCAGGAUCUGCAUGGACGCGGCCAUCGACUGUGUCCUCCUGGAGUGCGGACACAUGGUCACAUGCACCAAGUGCGGCAAGAGGAUGAACGAGUGCCCCAUCUGCAGGCAGUAUGUAGUAAGAGCAGUGCAUGUGUUCAAGUCCUGAACCAGCACAGGAAGCCGCGGCAUUCGCAUCUCAACAGUGACUUGUCCAUCGUGCUUGAAACCUUUGGAGUUAUAGUGAAGCUUCGUAUGUUUUGUUUCCAAGUGAAUGUGUGGCACUUGUCCACGGAGGGUUAAUGCAACACAGAAACUUCAAAUUGACUACAGCUGAGGCUCUUUCCUCCACAACACCUUUGUCUGGAUGCUGCCAAGGAAUGAGACUCCGACCGUGAGGAGAGGGAAACACAACUAGGUGCCAAACCAUGUGCCAAGCUCGUGUGAUUCUCACCGACCCCUCCUCCACACGGUGUGCGGGUCUACUGUGAAGAGCACUUUGUUUCACUGCGACACAACUCACAGUCACAGGUGAUGAAGCGUGAACUCUUGAGUGGAAAAGUGUUGAAGACAGAAGUCAACAGCGGUGCCUCUGUUCAUGAUAAAUGUGGAUUCAUGUAUAUCUGCUUUGUAGUCUCGAGAUACACAAAAGUGUUUACAUGUGUGAACGCAGCAAUAGCUUCUCUCCGCUGACACCUCAGUCCAGUCUCUGAGACGACAACCGGUGCUAACUCAACUGACCAACUUCUCUGAUCUCAACUGUGCAAAUAUGAAACCCAAUGCUUUUAUUUAUUUUCUUAUGAGUGAAACAGGCCCACGUGGGAAGAACAGACAUCCAAUUGUUUAAUGUGCAUUUACAGAUGUUGAUCCGUAUAAAUCGUUUUUUUUUCUGAAUUGAUUUUACCUGUGUUUUAACAGAUUCUGUCUUGCACCGGAGCAUGUUUCCUCUCAUUUUACAUUUAUCAAGUAUCUUCUGGCUGAUAAAGUCACACCUGCUGCUAUUCCUUAAACAAUAUAAUAAUGAUAAUGAUCAUAUUUCCAGAGGUUUCGUGUGCAAGGUUUUGUCUUUGUAUUUGGGAACGUCUUAACUUUUUAUUUUGCUAAAUAAAGGUUCUA